This is a messenger RNA of Rhineura floridana, 3151 nucleotides long. RefSeq names its product solute carrier family 39 member 7 (gene SLC39A7). The coding region runs from base 698 to 2080 and encodes 460 amino acids. The transcript is spliced from 8 exons. The record is from RefSeq and is a predicted model, not a curated record. NCBI's taxonomy places the organism in Eukaryota, Metazoa, Chordata, Lepidosauria, Squamata, Rhineuridae. Gene Ontology annotation, molecular function: zinc ion transmembrane transporter activity. Gene Ontology annotation, cellular component: membrane. Gene Ontology annotation, biological process: intracellular zinc ion homeostasis; zinc ion transmembrane transport.
GGGGGCUGCAGGAGGAGAGUGUGUAUUGGGGGGGGUCUCUGGGAGGGAAUCCCCCCACGCCCAGCAGAGCCCAGAGGGGAGAGGCAGGGGGGAUCCAGCUGCCUCGGGGGCCGCUCCUUCCCUUCCGACCGCUCCCAUUCUCUAUGGCCCAGGAGGAACGCGCAGCCUGCGGCUGGUCACAGAGCGCUAAAUCCCUCUCCCUCCCUCCCAAAGGCAGCCCAGGGGUGAGGUGGGGCGCAGAAGAGCGGAGGGGGCGGGCUGGGAGCCGUUUGCAAUGCAGCCCCACAGUACCUUUCUCUCUCUCUGCCCUCCCCAACAUACGGGGGGCAGCAGAGGGGGUGUAAAGCUUUGCGCAUUCUCGCCUGAAGGAGUUCCUUGGGGAGAGGGGCCUGGCCCGGGGGCAGGUUUCCUGGGCGCCAGCAAGCCCCUUCCCCGAAAGGCCACCCUUUUUCAGAGCACGCUGGCGCCCUCUCUUGCUGCUGUGGGCUCGCUUUUGCUUGCACAGUGUUUUUUCAGCUGCAAAAAUGAUGGGACGAUUCCCCUCCCCCCUGCACACACGCACCUCCCCCCCCCCGCACAUAGACCCUUUUGACGUUUCCUGGACUUGGACACGUUUCAUUACAUCUUAAUUCCUGAGCCAGCAGCAAGGGGACCGCUGAGAGAAGCCAGCCAGCUGCUGGGUCGCAGAGCAACCACGAUGGCCGCCAGCAGGCUGCUGCGAGGUGCCCAGCUUGGUGAUGUGCUGUCCGUCGUCAUGGUCUGCGUGAUGCUGAUAUGGACUGUCUCCUCGCAGCAUGAAGGCUUUCAUGGCCAUGCGCACGAGAACUUCCACCACGGCCACACGCAUGAGGAUAUUUGGCAUGGACACAGCCAUGCGCAUGAGGACCACCAUCACGGACACAGCCAUUCGCACGGUGACCAUGGACACUCACACGGGGAUUUGCACCACGGGCACAGCCACUCACAGGCGGACCCCCAUCACGGACACAGCCACAGCCACUUCCACGAGGAUUCUCACCAUCACCUUCACGGCCACUCGCACGAGGAUCAUGCCAGUGGCCCCAGCAAGGCCAAAUCCUUCCCUGGGCAUCAGAAGUCUCCCCCGCAGAGGAGAGAAAGGCUGCAGCCGCUGCAGCUGUGGACUUACGCUCUCGGUGCCACCCUCCUCAUCAGCGCCGCUCCCUACUUCAUCCUCUUCUUGAUCCCUGUGGAGUCAAACACUUCCAAGCACCAGGCCCUCCUCAAACUCCUGCUCAGCUUUGCCUCGGGGGGGCUCUUGGGGGACGCCUUCCUGCACCUCAUUCCUCACGCUCUGGAGCCUCACUCCCAUCACGAGGAAGGCGCCGGACACUCCCACACGAAGGCGCCCGGCCACGGGCACUCUCACCAGGGUCCGGAGCACCAGCACAUGAUGUCUGUCGGGCUCUGGGUCCUUGGCGGCAUCGUGGCUUUCCUGGUCGUGGAGAAGUUUGUCAGGCACAUCAAGGGAGGGCACGGGCACCACGGACACAGCCACGCUGCCAAGGCCAAGUGCAGUGACGACGAGGGGGAGAAGGAGCCCCUCCGGGGAGGGUCUGCGGGAGAGAAGGCCGCCGCCACCUCCAGGAGGAAGGAGAAGCCCCCUGAGUCUGCCAUGCGUGUCGCUGGCUAUCUGAACCUGGCCGCCGACUUUGCCCACAACUUCACGGAUGGGCUGGCGCUGGGGGCCUCCUUCCUGGCGGGGGCCACCGUCGGAGCCGUCACCACCCUGACCGUGCUGCUGCACGAGGUGCCCCAUGAGGUGGGCGACUUUGCCAUCCUUGUCCAGUCCGGAUGCAGCAAGCGGAAGGCGAUGAAGCUGCAGCUGGUGACGGCUGUGGGGGCGCUGGCGGGCACAGUCUGUUCCCUUCUGGCGGAAGGUGUGGGCGAGGCGGCCACCGCCUGGAUCCUCCCCUUCACAGCCGGGGGCUUCAUCUACGUGGCCACCGUCUCGGUGAUCCCAGAGCUCCUGCAGGACUCGGGGCCCGUCCAGUCCCUUCUGGAGGUGCUGGGCCUGGUCGGGGGCGUUGGAAUGAUGGUCUUCAUCGCCCAGUACGAGUAGGGAGGAGGCGGCUGUUGGCAGGGCAGGCGGCAGUUCAGGGAGCACAGAUAUGGGACCAACAACACCCCUUCCCACGAGGGAGACGGAAGGAUAGGCAGGCAGGCAGGCAGCGUGCACCCGAGAGAGUCUGUGGCUCCCACUUUGCUUUGCUGUACUUGAGUAGAAGCCGAGAGUGGAAUCGGAAGAGUCCUGCCGUUCUGCCUUAGCCCCACUGCCCACACCUUGCUUUUCGUCCCAGGGAGUCAUACUUCUUCCCUGCUGUGCACCUCCACUCCUCCAGGGGGCACUGCGUGGAGUAGUGAGAGGAGGAGGAGAAAACGACCGGUCUGGUACUGAAGAGGGCCCGCUCUCCUGUCCUACUUGGAGAUGACGGGACGCUCCUUCCUAUGAGGCACUGAAGGAAGUGGGGGGCAGGGGAGAGAAUUUUAGUACCAGGGUUCCUCCUGGCUGCUAUGAUGAGGCUUUGUGUGUCUGUGUCCAUCCUCCUGACCCCUAAUUAUUGGGGACUGAAGGCCCAGAAGAAAGGACCAAGUAAAUAGAAGUAGAAGUGGACUUUUGUGUGGAAAUAAUGCUGACUCGGGGAGGGGGAUCAGUAGAAAUCAUGGUUCCGGACAGUGGGGGUGGGGUGGGGUGGGGUGGGGGGCUUAGUGGCUGGCAUCCAAGAAUGGAAUUUGCUGUAGAGCAGGAUUUUGUCAACUAGGCUAGUGGUGGUAACUUGGGACCCUCCCCCCCAAGUGCAGCAGAGGUGCACCAAAUACUAAGGGCUGCUUAGGGGUGUCUGUGUCUUUCUGCUGCUGUAAAAUGCAACUCUGGGGGGAGGUGGGGGGGUCUGUUCUGACUGCUGACAAUGUGGAGGAAAUCCUGAUUUAUACUCUGGGAAAGGCAGGGUGGGUGCAAAGGGAGUUUCUGUGUACACUUGUUUUAUAUAUUUCCUUGAGGGUGUUUUUCUUUUUUUGCAUUUUUGUAGAGUGGAGGGAUAUUAUUUGGGGUGAUGAUGGUUAAUGGGCUGUGGGGGGAAAUGUGUAAAGUAAAAAAUUGUGUCUGUAAUUAAAACUGAUUUCAGCCCUGAAA